Messenger RNA from Prorocentrum cordatum, 780 nucleotides. The record is from the annotation of a GenBank genome assembly. Lineage: Eukaryota; Dinophyceae; Prorocentrales; Prorocentraceae.
AGCUCAAGCCGCGGCACCCUCGCGGCAGAGGUCACCCUGCGUGUUUUUUUUCGCGUGCCUCCUCUCGCCGCCAUUGUUUUGAGAGACAUGGGCUGCAGCUCCAGCUCGGCGGUCCUCACGAUCGAUCGAGACACCGCGGAGGUGCCCUGCAACGAUGGGCAGCGCGGCGGCAGGACAACGGGCGCGCCUGCGACGAAGGUGGUGCCGCUGCAGUGGCACGCGCAGCUCAUGAAGCGCCAGGGCGAUGUUCUGGGCGCGGGCCUGGGGAACACGGACAAGGGCGCGGUCAUCUUCAAUAUCCAGAAGAAUGGGCUGCUCGACGUGUGGAACAGGUCCCAGGAGACCCAGCCUUUGCGCCCGGGGUGCAUCAUCACGGAGGUGAACGGCAUCACGGGCUACUGGGACAUCAUCGAGGAGUUGCGCAGGCCCGGCGUCCUCGACAUGAAGAUCACCGCCGAGCCGCCGGCUUUCGCUGGGCCCAACUGGUUCCAGGAGAUCACCGACAUGGGGAAGAACCUCGAGGCCAAGGGGGCCAGGACCGGAGGCCUAACCAGUCGGAGAUUGACAGAACCCUCACCCUGCCAACUAGCUUAGCGAGUUGCCAUUUUCGGUUCUCGAGAUGGCGUUGCGCCGCACUUUUUUCGGGCCUGCAUCCGCUGAGUCUUGUCCUCGGUCGUUUUCUCUAAAGGGUGUGUUGCUACAUAGGGGCUCUGUCCACCCCUGAGCAGGCACACAUUUACCAACGUGGACCAGUGGGUUCAUGCUCUUUCGAUAUGCGCC